UUUAUCUCAAUGCUCAUACCGAGGAAAGACGAUUAGGUGCAUCCUUUCUCUGUGCCAAUAGACUCAGACAUCAAUAAAUCACAGCAGGUUUCUGGCAAAUUUCUCCCUAUAUAAACCUCAAAAACACUGAAUCUUCAAAUCACAGCAAAACAGAAAUACAAUUCCUAUCUUCCUCUUUGCCUAUAACCAUCCAUCAGUGUAAAAUGCCGACCGCCAUGGAAGAUGUCACUGCCAAGAUUGAGGCAGUUGAAAUCGACCCCGAGAGUGGUCUUGCUUUAAAGUCAACAAUGGACAAGGAGAAGGCAAGCGAAGGUGAACCAAAGACUACAGAAACAACACAAGAGAAGCCUAAUGGAGCCAAAAGUGAAGAGGAAAAGAACGAGAAACGUGAUCCGGAGAAAGAACCCAAUGGUGCAACUUUCAAAGAGGAGGAAGUUCCCGUUGAGGUUGAGCCUAAAACUGGAGUCUCUUUUGCUGUCAGACUUGAAGAUGGGAAGCAGUUGAAAUCCGUAGGUUUAAGGAAGAAGAGCAUGCUUGGCAUGGGCAUUAAAGUCUAUGGCUUUGGAAUAUAUGCAGACAAUGAGAAAUUGAAAGACCUUAUGCAGUCCAAGGUAGGGAAAGCACCCUCAAAACCAACAAAGGAAAUGUUCCAAAUGGUGAUUGACAGUGAUUUAGGAAUGGUGGUGCGGUUGGUAAUUGUUUUCUCUAACCUGACUAUGAGCAUGGUAAGAAAGAACUUUGACGAAGGCCUCGGAGCUGCCAUAAAGAAACUCACUGGUGGGAAGAACGAUGAGCUCACAAAGAAGAUCAUGGGUGAAGCAUCUGAUGACAUAAAGCUGGCUUCUGGUUCUGUAAUUGAGAUUUCAAGACUCCCAGGAUAUGUUCUUCAGACCAAAGUAAAGGGUGAGAUUGUGAGCAAGGUGGAAAGUGAACUACUCUGCAGGGCCUUCAUCUACAUGUAUUUAGGUGAUGAUCCCUUUGACAAAGAAGCCAAGGAGAAGUUCGGGGCAUCCAUGCUCUCUCUGUUCUAAGUAGCGGGUUUCCAGCAAUUUGUAGGUUGUUAAGGAAUAAGCUGGUGAAUUUGGACUGAUGAAUAAUUGCUCAAUAAGAGAAUGAUCACAACAUGGUUGAUUUUUCAUAGUGCAGUAUUUCAUAAGUUUUAUUAUGCAA
This is a messenger RNA of Lycium barbarum (goji berry), 1170 nucleotides long. RefSeq names its product chalcone isomerase-like protein 1. The coding region runs from base 204 to 1031 and encodes 275 amino acids. The record is from RefSeq and is a predicted model, not a curated record. Lineage: Eukaryota; Viridiplantae; Streptophyta; Magnoliopsida; Solanales; Solanaceae. Gene Ontology annotation, molecular function: intramolecular lyase activity. The transcript has 4 exons.